Molecule: messenger RNA, 2457 nt
Organism: Sporothrix brasiliensis 5110
Lineage: Eukaryota; Fungi; Ascomycota; Sordariomycetes; Ophiostomatales; Ophiostomataceae
Product: DNA repair and recombination protein RAD54 and RAD54-like protein
Exons: 1
Coding region: 1-2457 (818 amino acids)
Biological process (GO): reciprocal meiotic recombination; double-strand break repair via synthesis-dependent strand annealing
Cellular component (GO): nucleus
Molecular function (GO): ATP-dependent chromatin remodeler activity; hydrolase activity, acting on acid anhydrides; DNA translocase activity
Source: RefSeq, a predicted model, not a curated record
AUGGACCUCAACAGGGCAACUGUGGUGUCUAUUCCGCAAGGGAAGCCCACUGCUGUUGGCAGGCACAACAAUAAAGAGAAUAUUCCUCGAGGCCGCUUCCCUCCUCCUAAGGCUUUCGAUACACUCAGCAAGCCCUUCCGUUGCCCAGGAGCUUCUGUCGCAAGCCCGGCUACCGACCGACCUGCGAGAAAGCGUAAGCGGGUUGAUUACAAGGGUGCGGACGGCGGCGACGAUGGUGACAAACCCUAUACAAAUGCGGACCGGCUUGCUCUGGCGACAAGAGAGGCCAACAAGUUCCCCGUUUUUCGAGUGUUGGACAAAGAGCAGGCAUUUAGAAAGGUCUUUGUUGUUCCUCUAAUCGACAAGUCCACCGCGGCGUACAACCCUAGCCGUCCGGCCCCUGCCUUGGGCAUGCGCCAAGGCCGUGCCUUUGUGGCUAAACCGCUCCAUGAUCCUGCCGGCGAGUUUGCCAUUGUUCUCUACGACCCCACCAUCGACGACAAACCAAAGGAAAAGACACCCGAAGAGAUUGAGGCCGAGAAGGCAAAGGCGGAGGCCCCAAAGGUUGAGGUUCCUCUUGUACACAAGAGCCUGGCUGAAAUCCUGGGCAUCAAGAAACAGGUGCAGGAGGAGAACCCCCGUGUUCCAGUUGUGAUUGACCCCAAGCUGGCCAAAAUUUUGCGCCCUCACCAGAUCGAGGGCGUCAAGUUCAUGUAUAAGUGUGUCACUGGCAUGAUAGACGAAAAGGCCAACGGCUGCAUCAUGGCCGACGAAAUGGGCCUGGGAAAGACGCUGCAGUGCAUCACGCUUCUCUGGACACUGUUAAAGCAAUCUCCUCAGGCCGGCAAGGCGACGAUCCAAAAGGCAAUUGUCGCGUGCCCGUCCAGCAUGGUCCGCAGCUGGGCUGACGAACUCGACAAAUGGCUUGGUAAAGGCACCGUUAACCCCUUCACAAUCGACGGCAAGGCUUCGAAGGAAGAGCUCACACGCCAGCUUCGCCAAUGGGCUAUUGCCAGUGGACGUGCGGUCACGCGACCAGUCAUCAUUGUCUCGUACGAGACGCUGAGACUGUACGCGGACGAGCUCAAGAAUACGAAGAUCGGACUCAUGCUAUGCGACGAGGGCCAUCGCCUCAAAAACGGCGACAGCCGGACAUUCAACGCCCUCGAUAGUCUACAGGUGUCUCGGCGCAUUAUUCUCUCCGGCACACCUAUUCAGAAUGAUCUGUCUGAGUACUUCUCGCUGGUCAGUUUUGCCAACCCUAACUUGCUGGGCAACCGACUGGAAUUCCGCAAGAGAUACGAGAUCCCGAUUCUACGGGGCCGUGACGCAGAUGCCGAUGAGGAGGACCGCAAGAAGGGUGACGAAUGCUUAGCUGAGCUUCUCACCAUUGUCAACCGCUUUAUCAUCCGGCGCACCAACGAUAUUUUGUCCAAAUACCUACCAGUCAAGUACGAGCAUGUUGUGUUCUGCAAUGCUGCUCCCUUCCAGCUCGACUUGUACAACUAUUUCAUCACGACGCCACACAUCCAGGCUCUCUUGCGCGGUAAAGGCAGUCAGCCACUAAAGGCCAUCAAUAUCCUCAAGAAGCUUUGCAACCACCCGGAUCUUCUCGACCUUUCUACCGACCUGCCCGGGUCGGAGCGCUGCUUCCCCGAAGAUUACGUACCCAAAGAAGCCCGUGGUCGGGACCGCGAGAUCCGGUCCUGGUACAGUGGCAAAAUGCAGGUGCUCGAUCGAAUGCUUGCACGGAUCCGGGCCGAUACCAACGACAAGAUUGUGCUCAUCUCCAACUACACAUCGACCCUCGACAUUUUUGAGAAGCUGUGCCGUCAUCGCGGCUACGGAAACCUGCGACUUGACGGCACCAUGAACGUCAACAAGCGGAAGAAGCUGGUGGACAAGUUCAACGAUCCCAACAGCGACGAGUUUGUCUUUCUGUUGUCGUCCAAGGCUGGUGGUUGUGGUAUCAAUCUCAUUGGUGCCAACCGUCUGGUUCUGUUCGACCCGGAUUGGAACCCCGCGGCCGACCAACAGGCGCUGGCACGCGUGUGGCGUGAUGGCCAGAAAAAGGACUGCUUUGUGUACCGCUUCAUCACGACCGGCUCAAUCGAAGAGAAGAUUUUCCAGCGCCAGAGUCACAAACAGUCUCUGUCGACCUGUGUUGUCGACUCGGCGGAAGAUGUAGAGCGUCAUUUCAGUUUGGACGGCCUCAAAGAACUCUUCCAGUUCCGUGGUGGCGGUGUGACGACAAGCGAUACCCACGACACACUGAAGUGUAAGCGGUGCCGACCAGACGGCAAACAAUUCAUCAAAGCACCAGCCAUGCUGUACGGUGAUACGAGCACGUGGAACCACUUUGUGAAUGAGGGUCUCAGCCAGAUUCAAGACCUUCUUCUUCGGCAAGAGUGCGGUGACGAAGUUGUUUCUGCCGUUUUCCAAUAUAUUUCGCAUUAG